This is a messenger RNA of Exophiala oligosperma, 1716 nucleotides long. RefSeq lists its product as uncharacterized. The transcript has 4 exons. The coding region runs from base 1 to 1716 and encodes 571 amino acids. Gene Ontology annotation, molecular function: zinc ion binding; DNA binding. Gene Ontology annotation, cellular component: nucleus. Gene Ontology annotation, biological process: DNA-templated transcription. NCBI's taxonomy places the organism in Eukaryota, Fungi, Ascomycota, Eurotiomycetes, Chaetothyriales, Herpotrichiellaceae. The record is from RefSeq and is a predicted model, not a curated record.
AUGUAUUCAGGUAGGCUCUCUUACGUGGGAGACAGCGUCGGCUCUCAGCAACAAUUCAUCGACAGCUCCGAACUUCCAUUCCCAGACACGUCUGAGACGGUCGGCUUUAUGGACGCCUUUAUCUUGAACGAUCCGUUAGAUGGUGAACAGACUAAUCUCGAAGACUUGAGCGGCCUCUCCGAGUUGGGUCAUUUUGGUCUCGACAUUCAGACGCCUUUCCAAGUCCCUGAUCUCGGAGCGAAAGCUUCGAACCCAUUUUGUUCCACAGCUGCUCACACAGCCUCAGAACAAUUGCCGUCAAGCACGGGCAGUGCCAUCAUAGCAACCGAACCCAAUCUGGAAUAUCCGCCUUUUUUGGCAAAUCAUCUGUUCCAGCUCUUCUUCCAGUCCGUUCAGGGCUUCCUUCCAUUAUUCCAUAAACCGCGCUUAUGUGACGAGUUUUCUACUCAUUUUGAUGGAACCGAUAGUGGCUAUGAAGACUUGAGCAUCACCAGUGCCAUCCUAUUGAAUUCCAUGUUUGCAUUAUCCGCCCGAUUUUCCGAAUGGGUUCCGUGCUGCGAUGUCAACCCCAGAGAUCGGGGUGCGCCCUUUGCAAGUAGGGCUCAAGCCCUCUGGCGCGAGCACAUCACUGACGAUGAGGAACCUUCCUUGCGCUUGCUCCAAUGCCGCAUUCUCCUCACGUUUUAUGAACUCACCUCUGGUCCAUCAUUUCGUGCAUGGCAAUCUGCAGGAAUAUGCUGUCGUAUGGCCUACGGCUUGUCGCUUCAUCGUAUCGAUGAUGUCGAUCCAACCCAGAGACAAGAUUGGAUUGCAGACGAAGAACGCCGUCGAGCCUGGUGGGCGGUGUAUCAGAUUGACAAUGUUUCGUCUGUCAUUGCCUGCCGACCGUUCAACCUCGACACCUCGAAUAUGGAGGUCCUGCUCCCUAUUUCCGACCAAGCGUGGUUCUCCGGAAAAUUUACCAAGUCGGCGUCCAUGUCCCCACGGGGACCAUCCGAAGUUUGGAGGAGUCUUCAAAACUGUGAGAACCAAGCCCCUUAUGCAUGGUAUCUUGUCAUCAACGAGCUUCUACGAAGUGCCCAACGACUAUGGGAUCGCCGGGCUCGCGCCGUGGAUGAGUUAAAAGUCAUUCAGUCAGCUCUUCAGUGUUUUGCCCUGGCCUUACCAUCCAGCUUCUGCCUGACUGCACCAAACAUGGCAUUUAAUGACGAUAACUUCGUGGCGAAAAAUUGGAUCAUCUGCACCUCGAUUCUCCUGCAGACAGCACAGAGCUUGGUAGCUUUCAGUGGAGAGGUCGAAGAAUUGCGCAAUUCAUCUUUUCGCCUUAACGUGGAAGAGUGCCAACGACGGCUCUUUGCGGCGUGUGAUCCCAAUGUCAACAAUCAGCUCCGCGCGCUGCAUCUCUGGUCUCCCGAUUACGUCGCCCUCGCCUCGCCUCUGGUAACUUAUGCACUUCUCGGCCCUGCAGCUGUUCACGCUGCGAGAUGGCCUCAUCGCGAAGCCAACGCCAAUAAAACGGCUCUGCGCUUCCUCGAAGGCGAAAUUUUGAGUUUUGUUCUACAACGCUUUGCGCGCUUCUGGCCAGUUGGAAAUGUGGUCCACCAGUUGUUAGAUUCGAUACGGUCUCCUUCUUCGAACACCGACAGCAAAGCCACAUCCCCGAAUGUGACCUGGAUUCAAGGAAUAAUGCCUAUGAUAAUCCAGUCUCAUUUGUAA